Molecule: messenger RNA, 657 nt
Organism: Acanthosepion pharaonis
Lineage: Eukaryota; Metazoa; Mollusca; Cephalopoda; Sepiida; Sepiidae
Source: the annotation of a GenBank genome assembly
AUGGAAAUGUUGGCAUUUAAUUCUCCUGCAAAACAACAUGUCGGAUUAAGCAAUGGCUUUUGUUUCUUUCUUGAACUAUCCACGUGUUCUCAUUAUCUAUCUUCUAUUCAUUUAUCUAUCUAUCAUUCAUCUAAGUCUCUUCAUCUAUCUAUCUAUCCGUUCAUCUAUCUCAUCUAUCUAUCUAUUCAUCUAUCUAUCUAUCAUAAGUCUAUCUAUCUAUCUAUCUAUUUAUCUAUCUGUCUCUUCAUAUCUAUCUUCUCAUUAUCAUCAUUCAUUCAUCUAUCUAUUUCUAUCUAUCUAUCUAUCUCUGUUGUCUCCGUUCAUAUCUACCUGAGUGUUCUCAUUAUCUAUCUAUCUAUCUAUUUAUCUAUCUAUCUAAGUCUCUUCAUAUCUAUCUCAUUAUCUGUCUCCGUUCAUAUCUACCUGAUCUCUUCAUAUCUAUCUAUCUAUCUAUCUAUUUAUCUAUCUGUCUCCGUUCAUAUCUACCUGAGUGUUCUCAUUAUCUAUCUAUCUAUCUAUCUAUCUAUCUAUCUAUCUAUCUAUCUAUCUAUUAUUAUCUAUCUGUCUCCGUUCAUCUAUCUAUCUAUCUAUCAUCUAUCUAUAAUUAUCUAUCUAUCUCAUUCUGGACACUACCUAAAUUAUCAUAUUUUCUAUUGA